Molecule: messenger RNA, 975 nt
Organism: Leptosia nina
Lineage: Eukaryota; Metazoa; Arthropoda; Insecta; Lepidoptera; Pieridae
Source: the annotation of a GenBank genome assembly
AUGGCGGAAGAACUUAAUGUUGAUAGUCUUAUUCACAGACUUUUAGAAGUUCGAGGAUGUCGCCCAGGAAAGACUGUGCAGAUGUCAGAGUCGGAGGUCCGUGGGCUAUGCACCAAAUCCAGAGAGAUCUUCCUGCAGCAGCCAAUACUUUUGGAAUUGGAGGCACCACUCAAAAUUUGUGGUGAUAUUCAUGGACAAUACACCGAUUUGUUGCGUCUCUUCGAAUACGGCGGCUUCCCGCCCGAAGCCAACUAUCUAUUUUUGGGCGAUUACGUGGACCGCGGCAAGCAGUCUCUCGAGACCAUAUGCCUCUUACUGGCGUAUAAAAUCAAGUAUCCCGAGAAUUUUUUCCUCCUGCGCGGCAAUCACGAGUGCGCGAGCAUAAAUCGUAUUUAUGGGUUCUAUGAUGAAUGUAAACGUCGAUACAAUAUAAAACUGUGGAAGACAUUCACUGACUGUUUCAACUGCCUCCCGAUUGCAGCAAUUAUUGACGAGAAAAUAUUCUGCUGUCAUGGCGGUCUCUCACCGGAUUUGCAAGGCAUGGAGCAAAUCCGACGAAUCAUGCGACCCACAGAUGUGCCUGACACUGGUUUACUCUGUGACUUGCUUUGGUCAGACCCAGAUAAAGACGUCCAAGGCUGGGGUGAAAAUGACCGCGGUGUAUCAUUCACGUUUGGGCCUGAUGUUGUCAGCAAAUUCCUCAAUAGACAUGACUUAGACCUGAUCUGCAGAGCCCAUCAGGUGGUUGAAGAUGGUUAUGAAUUCUUUGCCAAGAGACAACUUGUAACACUUUUUUCUGCUCCAAAUUAUUGUGGAGAAUUUGACAACGCCGGUGGUAUGAUGUCUGUUGAUGAAACACUUAUGUGUUCUUUCCAGAUACUAAAACCAUCUGAGAAAAAAGCUAAAUAUCAGUACAACGGCAUCAACAGCGGCAGACCGGCUACACCCCAACGAUCACCGCCCAAAAAGAAAUAA